GCGGGGCUUGACGCCUGCUCGCGCCCUUCACACGCUUUUAGCCCAUACUGUAGUUAUGAAAGCUGAAUUAGUCCUGUAUUUUCUAUUCUAACUAUUUCUGUACUUCUAAUUAAGACAAAAAAACGUCAGCUCAUCCUCCUGACGGUGGGAUCAAACCAGCAGCCUUUGCAUUCCAGGCUGACGCUCUACAUAUUAAGCUACUGUACCCUGUUAAGAAACACUGAGCAACAAACAUAUAAACCGAGGGUCACAAGACGAUCCAGAGGUGGGAAGAGGAGCAAACACACCAGCAAUGUCCACCCUGCUGCCGACCCACUCUGGACACUCUGGUUGGCCUACGAUCACAUGAUAAAGACGAAGCCUUAAAAAGUUGCGGCCGCCUGCCAGAGACCCCAGUCCUCCCAGUACGAGAGACACCAGCUGGUCUUGGUGUGGCUCUUCCUUAUUUCUCCCUGGAAACCCUUCGAGGUAGCGUCAUGUCCGACAUUGAGGAAAUUGUGGAAGAGUAUGAGGAAGAGGAAGAGGAGGAAGAGGAGCAUGAUGAUGAAGCAGAAGAGAAAGAAGAAACGAGUGGACAUGAAGAGUUGAAGCCACGACCUAAGACGACCUACGUGCCCAACAUCGCUCCUCCAAAGCUCCCCGAUGGAGAGAAGGUAGACUUCGAUGACCUCCACCGCAAGAGGCUGGAAAAGGACUUCAACGACCUCCAGUCGCUGAUCGAGCUGCACUUCACCAACCGUCAGAAGGAGGAGGAGGAGCUGAUCGCGCUGCGGAACCGGAUCGAGCGGCGCCGCUCCGACCGGGCCGAGCAGCAGCGCGUCCGCGCCGAGCGCGAGCGCGAGCGCCAGGCGCGGCUGGCCGACGAGAGGGCGCGGCGCGAGGGCGAGGCCGCCAAGCAGCGCGCCGAGGAGGAGGCCAAGAAGAAGAAGAUCUUCACCAACAAGUCCUUCGGCAGCUACCUGCAGAAGGUGGACCAGAAGAAGGGCAAGAAGCUGACGGCGCGGGAGGAGAAGAAGAAGGCGCUGCUGGAGCGCAGGAAGCCGCUCAACAUCGACCACCUCAACCAGGAGAAGCUGGCGGAGAAGGCGCAGGAGCUGUGGCAGUGGCUCCACCAGCUGCACGCCGAGAAGUUCGAGCUGGGCGAGAAGCUCAAGAGGCAGAAGUACGACAUCCACGUGCUGCGGAACAGAGUCAGCGACCACCAGCGGGGCUCCAAGACCUCCAAGAGCUCCCGCGGGGCCAAAGGCAAGUCCGGCUCCUGGAAGUAGGAGCCACAGGACGGCCAGGCUGCUCCGGACUAUCUGAGUCGAGGGGUGGGGGGUGGAAGUCAAUUAAACAUCUUGAAUGCUG
Messenger RNA from Betta splendens (Siamese fighting fish), 1350 nucleotides. RefSeq names its product troponin T2c, cardiac (gene tnnt2c). The coding region runs from base 477 to 1268 and encodes 263 amino acids. The transcript is spliced from 3 exons. Gene Ontology annotation, molecular function: tropomyosin binding; troponin I binding; troponin C binding. The record is from RefSeq and is a predicted model, not a curated record. Gene Ontology annotation, cellular component: troponin complex. NCBI's taxonomy places the organism in Eukaryota, Metazoa, Chordata, Actinopteri, Anabantiformes, Osphronemidae. Gene Ontology annotation, biological process: sarcomere organization; cardiac muscle contraction; regulation of muscle contraction.